AAAAUAAAAAAAAUCUGGUUCACUGCCCCUUCCCCAUUAAUGGCAGAACUUCAAUGGAAAAAUGGAAGAGCUUCAAGGGGCUUCAUUGGAGGACGACCUAACCCUUCCCCGUAAGGGUUAACCUUGCCCUUCUUUUCUCCCUUUACAAUUAGGGUUUUCGUUUAAUCGGCGGCGGCUAGGAGUGGAUUGUUAAUCAAAACCAGCUCCGAUGGGAUGGCGUUGAACUGAAGGUUGUAGUUGUAGUGCUGUGGUGGUACUCGUGAGUCGUGACGGAGAAAAUGGUGGUGGUACUCGGGUGUAAUAGGUAUUGGGUAAUGACGGUACUCGGGUUUGACGGAGAAGAUGAGGAUGAAAUCUGAUCGGAAACCACCGCUUGCAAGAUCUCCGAUGACGCUUCGCGGCCGUCGUCCUCUUCAACCACCCAAUUCCAAUAUCAUCGCCAACACCCCUCUUCGAACACCAGCUAUGAUGAACAAACCCCAGAUGAAAGGAUCAGAAAAUAUGCCAGAAAACAACACAGUUUCUUGUGAAUUGAGGGCACUAGCAAAGAUGGUUCAAGAUGAGCUCGGCGCAAUCAACGCGAAAAAUACUGAAUUUGGCAGUCAUUCAUCAAUUGGAGGUACUAAUCAGUUUGAGAGGGGUCGAUUUUACAAUGCUUAUUCAGAAAGAAGGAAUGAAAGGCUAAGAAAGAAACAGAGUGAAACAGGGGAUGAUGAGCCUAAAUCUGCUUAUAAUUUAGGUGUUAAGCUUGAUUCCACUACUAAGAAGAAGGAUACUAGGAAGAAAACAGAUAGUCUUAAAAAGACAAUGAUGGCAGCGGCUACUUACUCUUCUGUGGAUCGUAGCGAGCACCCGAGGUAUGCUUUGAGGAGCACCGCCAGGAAGCCUCCACUUCCGGUGGCACCGAUGAAUGUCGAUGAGACGGCGAGGAAGGCUCCUAGUACAAGAGCUAGGAGGAAGUAAGGGAGGAGAAAGGAAUAUAGAUUUUAGACAUAAUUGAGGAAAGAUUUAUUGAUAUGUCAUAUUCAUUUCUAUGGGUGGUAGAAUUGCUAUGUCAAAGUUGUUGAUGGAUAAGCUCUACUCAUGGAGUCAUGGGACAUUAUAAUGGUAGAUGUUUUGCUUGUAUGUUGUUGUAGUCCAUCAAUGGUGGACAUCAUAAAAUUUUUAUCUAGUCUUGGAACAACUAAAUUCGGUGAUUUUCAAAUUGAAUCUUCUAUAAUGUUGAUCAUUCCCUCCUUAUUCAUCAAUAGGUGAGGUGAUAAUAGGUCGUUUCUAUCAAAUUUUGUUAAUCCGUUUGGGUUAUCUUAGGCAUAUAGAUAAGUCAUGUGUAUCAUAUUCAUUUAACAAUUUGGUUAUUUUAUUGAUUGUUCGGGUG
Molecule: messenger RNA, 1375 nt
Organism: Chenopodium quinoa (quinoa)
Lineage: Eukaryota; Viridiplantae; Streptophyta; Magnoliopsida; Caryophyllales; Amaranthaceae
Exons: 3
Coding region: 343-963 (206 amino acids)
Source: RefSeq, a predicted model, not a curated record